AUGGCAAUCCCUUACUCUAAUGCCACCUGGGAAGUUGUGGAUUCCAUACCGCUCCUUCAGACAAUCUUGACCAAACUACAGGGUUUGCCAUCUAAUCCCCCAUCACUAUUCGUGGACUUGGAGGGCAUCAAGCUUGGACGAUCCGGCUCUGUUUCUCUCUUAUCAGUCCAUGUGGCAACAACCGCAAAGACUUAUAUCAUCGACAUUUUCAAGUUGGGAGAAGAAGCGUUCACGGCCACAUCAACAACAGGGACAAGUCUCAAAAACAUAUUGGAGUCUGAAAAUACUCCCAAGGUGUUUUUCGACAUUCAAAACGACUCCGAUGCGCUAUUCAUCCAUUAUGGCAUCAGAGUGGGCGGUAUCAGAGACUUGCAAGUCAUGGAGUUUGCAACACGCCGAGGUCCCCCUGCCAGGUUCAUCACAGGCCUGGCAAACUGCAUCAAAUACGACUGCCCAAUGACAGAGUCGCAAAAGCAAAGUUGGUUGCAGAUGAAGGACCGGGCAGGGCGACUCUACGACCCGAACAAGGGCGGACGUUACGAGGUGUUCAACGAACGGCCGUUGCGAAGGGAGAUAUGCGAGUACUCGGCCCAGGAUGUGGCUCUGCUUCCAAAAUUAUGGGAGGCCUACUCAACCAAGCUGAGCCAUUCCAACAAGGCCUUUUGGCAAAGGAUGGUUGAUAAUGCCACUCUGAAACGCAUCAAGCAAUCACAGAGCAAACACUAUGAUGGACAAGCGGAGUCCAAGAAAUUCGGUCCUUGGACGGCUGAAGAGUUGGAAGAAGCUACCAAGUCCUGGAGAGAGGGUACUAUGCAAGGGUGGCUGGAAAGGCGCCUAGAAGGAUGA
Messenger RNA from Metarhizium brunneum ARSEF 3297, 846 nucleotides. RefSeq lists its product as uncharacterized. The record is from RefSeq and is a predicted model, not a curated record. Lineage: Eukaryota; Fungi; Ascomycota; Sordariomycetes; Hypocreales; Clavicipitaceae. Gene Ontology annotation, biological process: nucleobase-containing compound metabolic process. Gene Ontology annotation, molecular function: nucleic acid binding; 3'-5' exonuclease activity.